Messenger RNA from Parastagonospora nodorum SN15, 2097 nucleotides. RefSeq lists its product as hypothetical. Gene Ontology annotation, molecular function: protein serine/threonine kinase activity; ATP binding. The coding region runs from base 1 to 2097 and encodes 698 amino acids. Gene Ontology annotation, biological process: peptidyl-serine phosphorylation; peptidyl-threonine phosphorylation. NCBI's taxonomy places the organism in Eukaryota, Fungi, Ascomycota, Dothideomycetes, Pleosporales, Phaeosphaeriaceae. The record is from RefSeq and is a predicted model, not a curated record. The transcript has 3 exons.
AUGGCCAGAGAACCGGGCCGCAAUGAUCUUGACGGUUGGCUUGAUAGCUGGAAAUCAGCCAACAUAUCAGGAUCACUCGACCCAGACAUCAAACGGAGGCUGCUGUCGUUGGCAAGCAAUCAUGCGUCGCUGCCGUGCGUAGGAGCAAUUCCUGAUGCAGUGCAACAGCCAUCGCAACAAAUCUCGCCCAAGUAUUACACAUCCCACGUUCGACAGGACGACGUCAAUUCGAACCACUUUGACCACAUCGGUAAAACGCGGGCGUAUUUUGACACUCCAAAAUCAAAUUGCGAAGAGGAAAUUUUCACUACGACGCAUAAAAGAAGGCAAAUCGUGUCAACUAGAGAAUCACAAAGUGUAUUAAUGAGCGGCGGCGCAAACCAAAUACAACGAGAUGAUUCCACUCCAGGACUCGCAGCAAGAAUGCGAGCCGCGAUGGCCAAGACGUACUCGGGCGCAGAGUUUCUUCCUCGUCACGCCCUCGAGAAAAUCCUCACGGAAGACAGGUUACGCAGGGAAUUCGAUGCGAAUGGUUUCGAAGACAGCCAGCAGCUGGCUCUAUACAUCCACACCCACGCUAAAAAAGUAUUUGCUAUUCUGAUACUCCUUGGACUCGAACGAUCCAUGCCGCAACUUGCAUGUCAGAAGUUCAAAGACGAAUACCUUCCUCUUGUAAGCACAGAUGGGUGUAUGACUUCAAGUAGCGGCAUACCUCAGGACCACCCUGCACUGCGUCCGUUUGCUGAAUGGCAAACAUCAGACAUAGAGCGUUUUUGCACAAAUCAAUGGCUGGCGCUCGCACCAACAUUUGAUACGGGAAAGGACUACGAGUUUGACAGCAGCGUCAUUCUACCUUUCGUUGAAGCGCGUACUAUUGAACGAUCUACUGGAGGUUAUGGGCGCGUCUCUCAGGUCAAGAUAUCCCCUGAUCAUCUUCCUUCCCAAACAAAGUCUAGUUUUUUUGCACUCAAAACUCUUUUGCCAGUGGAACAAUCCCAUGUCACAGACUCGCUAGAUGCCGUGCGCAAGUUCCGAGGCGAGCUAGAUGUCGUGCGCAAGAUACGAGGCGAGCAUACGGUCCUACCGCUUGCUACUUUCCAGCACGGUCCGAAGCAUUAUUUCAUGUUUCCAUGGGCUAACGGGAACUUGCGUGAUCUUUGGGACAAGCAGGAGAUUCACGAACCUGAUCGAUUCAUCCGGUGGACCGUUGAACAAUGUCAUGGCCUGGCCGACGCGCUCAAUACAAUUCAUAGUCUCGACAAAGCUGUCACGAAUUGCGCCUGGCAUGGGAACAUCAACCCCACAAAUAUUCUGUGGUUUAGAGGAGAGUUCGUUGACCUUGGCACGCUCAAAAUCAGCGAUUUUGGAAUAUCACAGAACUUGGAUUCCACGGGUUUGUCUCGCACCAGAUUUCCCACCCCACGGCAUAGUUCACCGGAAGUAGAACAAAGUAAGAAGGAUCUUGAUUAUACUGCGACGGACACAUUUUCACUAGGCUGCGUGUUCUUCGAAUUAAUUGCCUGGAUACUCCACGGCAAUACUGAGCUAUCGAGGUUCGAAAAAGACUGUAAUGUGUGGACUGCUGACCCUGCUGGCGACGGAUUCCCUAAUGAUUGCGUAUCCCAAAUUUGGAUCAGACACUUAUCGGAAUACCUCUCGAACAACUGUAUAAUAUCACCAAGUCCAGUCCUUGGGGACUUGCUCGAGGUGGUGGUGAACCAAGUGGUGGCUGGAAAGCCAAGUCGUUGGAGAGUAUCAACAAGUACAGACCAUCUUCACACCGUUCAUGGCUCGAGUGCCAUGGCAGAAGCAAUGCAGAAACAGAAAUUCACAAUGCAAGAUGUCAGCGAACAAAUGCAGGUGAUUCGGAACCGCAUGUCCCUUCGUCCGCAGACGUACCUCCACCAUCCCUCUUUUCGGCUGCACGAAAAUGGGAAUGGGCCGCUCGAUCCGCAGCUACCGAGCAUGUCUUUUGAAGAGUUCGAGAGCCAGGAAAUGCGCAGCAAGAAGCUUGAAGAUAAGACCGUAAAAAAGUUCACGCCGACGUCUGACAAGAGCAGAGAUCGCAAGACUAGCGUGGGUGGGCCAGUCUUCUAA